Molecule: messenger RNA, 996 nt
Organism: Arabis nemorensis
Lineage: Eukaryota; Viridiplantae; Streptophyta; Magnoliopsida; Brassicales; Brassicaceae
Source: the annotation of a GenBank genome assembly
AUGGAGAAAAGGGAAGAUCUUGAGACGAUCUUACCUUUCUUGCCGCUUAAGAUUCACGAUUCGUCUCUGUCUUGGCCAUCUUCGCACUUGCUUGAUGUUUUAGAAGCUAUGACUAAAGGACCGAGUCAAAGCCGAGUAGACUCGGGACAAACUCUGUCUGAUUCAAUCUCUAACAUGAGACAAGCUCUCUCUUUGACUUGUUAUCUUUGUUCAUCAGCACUUGAAGGCUACGCUCUCUUCUUCGACGAGAGAAUGUCUAAAGAAGAAUCAAGCAUAAGGUUUAACGAGGUUUUACCUUCAAUGGCUUGUCUUCUUCUAAGAUUCCCAUCUCUCUUGGAACUACAUUAUCUGAAUUCAGAGAAUCUCAUCAACGGAAUCGAAACCGGUCUUCGUGUCUUAGGUCCCAAGAAAGCCGGCAUUGUGUUCCUCAGCCAAGAACUUAUAGGAGCAUUGCUUUCAUGUUCUUUCUUUUGUUUGUUCCCUGUCGAUAAUCGAGGCUCGAAUCAUCUUCCAAACAUCAAUUUUGACAAACUUUUCGGGAGCCUAGUAGAUACAGGACAAAACGAGAAGCAAGAGGAUAAGAUAAAGUGUCUAAUUCAUUACUUUCAGAGGCUAUCUUCCUCUACCUCUCCUGGAUUCGUCUCAUUCGAACGAAAGAUCCUCUCCUUCGAACAAGAUAUUUGGAGCAAGUCUACUAUCAACCUUUGCCCUGUUGAGGUUCAUACUUCUGGUCUAAUCGAGGAUCAUUGCGUUGAACCUCUUGAAGUUGACUUUGCCAAUAAGUACUUAGGAGGCGGUGCUCUUCGCAAAGGAUGUGUCCAAGAAGAGAUUAGAUUCAUGAUCAAUCCAGAAUUGAUAGCUGGAAUGCUCUUCUUACCAGCUAUGGAAGUCACUGAAUCCAUUGAGAUUGUUGGUGCUGAAAGAUUCUCUCAUUACGAAGGGUACAUCUUGUACACUUUUGAGUUAUAUAUUCACAGAGAACCAUUAAAGAGAUAA